AUGGCUGAUGCAGCUCAGCAGAUCAUCAAUGCCUUCGUGGAAGGCUUGGUGGCUGGCAGAUCUUUGCCCACACUGCUGCCGGGAGGAAGGACCACUACCAGCAAGGUGCAGAUGGACCGCGCCCGCACUGCUUUGUCGAUCCACCAGUCUGGGGUGCGGCGUGUUCCCCUGGAGACCAUCAUGGCGAUAUCUGUGGGCGCAGAGAAUGCAGAAGAGCUCAACCUGCCGUUGCAUGACCUCUGCGUCACACUGAUGCUGGACGAUGAGCAAACGAUCUUCGCCUUUGAGUUCCCCGACGAUGAGGCGCGGGACACCUUCGCGCUGUGCCUGGGCAUGUUUGUGGACACCCGGCGUUCCGAGGCGGAGGAGGAGGCUGCCGCGGCCGCGGCAGCACCUGUGUCCAUGCCUGCCGCUCCCGUCUCCUUGCCCUCGGGCCAUGUCCACGUGUACACGAACAAAGACUUCUGGGGCCCCACGUGGUGCCAAGUGUGCAACGAGUUCUUGUCCGGCAUGAAGAACCAGGGCCAGGAAUGCCAGACUUGCAAGCAAGUGGCUUGCCACAAAUGCGCCGCCAAAGGCGGGGCUUGCGGCAAAACCUCGCCGAAGGCGAGUGCACCGCCAGCAAAAGCAGUACCGCCAGCGCCAACUGGCUACCCGGCGCAGAGCUCGGCGCGGGGAGCGCCAGCUGGCCUGGAGGCGUACCAGGACGAGGCCAUGGGCUCUGCCCGAGAUCCAAAGAAGAAGGAGCUCACAGAUGGCCAGAAGAUCGUCAAGAGGUUCGUCCAGAAGAUGGUCCGGGGCCGCGAGCUGAAGAUGCUCUCCACGACGGGGCGCUCGUUGCUGUGUUUCGUGGUACUGGACCGAGACAUCCGCCACCUCUCCAUCCAGUUGGCCGGAAAGAAGGACGCAAAGCAACGCUUCGUGAACUUAAAGAGCAUCGAGCAGAUCUAUGUGGGCCAGGAUGUGGCCGAAGAUGUAGAACUGGCCGUCACUGAGCUCUCGGUGACCCUGGUGCUCGACGAAGGGCAGGCGAUUGCAUUCGACCUGGACAACGAUGAAGAGAGAGAUACCUUUGCGAUGUGCAUGCAAAUGUUUGUGGACGGCAACCGAAAGGAUGCCGAACGACGGAAGAAGAAGAAGCCGUGA
Messenger RNA from Effrenium voratum, 1146 nucleotides. The record is from the annotation of a GenBank genome assembly. Lineage: Eukaryota; Dinophyceae; Suessiales; Symbiodiniaceae.